AUGAUCACUGAGUUUAAGAAGGCUAUGACUCAAGAAUUUGAGAUGACGGAUAUCGGCCCUAUGACUUACUAUCUUGGGAUUGAGGUUAAGCAAAUGGAGGAUUGUAUCUUUAUUUCACAAGCAAGAUAUGCAAAAGAAAUUCUAAAGAAAUUCAAUAUGGAGGAUUGCAAGCCUUUAUGCACCCCCAUCGAAUGCGGAACCAAGUUGUCGAAGAAUGAUGAAGGUGAAAACCCAACACUUUUUAAGAGUCUUGUUGGAAGUCUAAGAUAUUUGACGUGCACAAGACCAGAUAUCCUUUUUGUAGUUGAGCUCAUCAGUCGCUAUAUAGAGACACCUACCAUGACUCAUAUGAAAGUUACAAAGAGAAUUCUUCGCUACAUCAAAUGUACUCUUGAUUAUGGCUUAGUCUAUUCAUCAUCUAAUGAGUUCAAACUUGUUGGAUAUAGUAACAGGGAUUGGGGCAGAGAUAGUGAUGAUAGAAAGAGUACGACUGGGUAUGUGUUUUACUUGGGUGACAUAGCUUUCACUUGGAGCUCAAAGAAGCAAUCGAUCGUAGCACUAUCUACAUGUGAAGCUGAAUAUGUUGCAGCUACAUCAAGUGUUUGCCAUGUGAUUUGGCUUAGAAACUUGUUGAAAGCGCUUGGAGUUUCACAAGAAGAACCAACCGAAAUCCAUGUUGCUAACAAAUUGGCAUUGGCAUUGGCAAAGAACCCAGCAUUCCAUGACAGAAGCAAUCCUCCAAUUUUUAGGUACUUCAUGCAUGUUUCUCUGCUGGGUUCCUAUUUCACCAUUUUAACCACUUCGAAGAAUUCACCUGUAUCAUUAUUUCUGGCCUGA
Molecule: messenger RNA, 837 nt
Organism: Olea europaea var. sylvestris
Lineage: Eukaryota; Viridiplantae; Streptophyta; Magnoliopsida; Lamiales; Oleaceae
Exons: 2
Coding region: 1-837 (278 amino acids)
Source: RefSeq, a predicted model, not a curated record